Molecule: messenger RNA, 1029 nt
Organism: Balaenoptera acutorostrata (minke whale)
Lineage: Eukaryota; Metazoa; Chordata; Mammalia; Artiodactyla; Balaenopteridae
Product: NACHT, LRR and PYD domains-containing protein 13-like
Biological process (GO): regulation of inflammatory response
Cellular component (GO): cytoplasm
Molecular function (GO): protein binding
Source: RefSeq, a predicted model, not a curated record
AUGGCCCUGAAAAACACCUGGAAACUUUGGGUAACGGAUGAAUUAUUAGAUUGGGCAGAAGAGUUGGAGAAGUGUAAUGCUGUCUCAGUCCACUUUGAAUUCCUACAGUUUUUCCAGGGCUUACAUGAGACUCAGGACGAAAACUUUGCAAGGCAGAUUUUGAAUCACCUCCUUGAAGCUGAUCUCGACAUUUAUGGAAACUGUUAUGAGCUGAGAAAUCCAAGGUGCAAACUCCAAAAACUGACGUGCAAAUCGGUAUCUUCCAUGAAGAUUCUGAAGGAGCUUGUCUUUGUGUUUCAUGGUAAGCACAAGCUGACCCAUCUGGACCUGGGCUCUAACAACCUAGGAAUUACUCUGAAAAGACUGUGGGGGCCCAUCGAGACAUCCAACUGUCCCCUGAAGGAGCUGUCACUGGAGAAAUGCAAACUGUCAGUGGCCAACUGUCAGGACCUGGCCUUGCUUCUCACCAGCACCCAGGAAAUUACUCACCUGUACCUGGGAAUUAAUCAGCUCCAAGAUGUUGGUGUAAGGCUGCUGUGUACUUCCCUGACUCACCCCAAGUAUGUCUUGAGAUUGGUGCUCUGGUUCUCUCAGCUUGGUGCACCCAGUUGUAGAUAUUUGUCAGAUGCUCUCCUCCAGAACAAGAGCUUGACACACCUGAAUCUGUGGAAGAAUAACCUGGGAGAUGAGGGAGUGAAGUUUCUCUAUGAGGCCUUGAGUCGUCCAGAUUGCAACCUGCAGUACCUGGACUCGUCAGAUUGUUCUUUCAUGGUGGAGAGUUGUCGAGAGCUUGCUCCCUCCCUCAAGCACAAUCGUAAUGUGAAGAUUCUGGAUGUUGGGAAAACUGAUGGUCAGGAUGAUGGGGUGAAAGAGCUGUGCAGGGUUCUGAAACGUCCAAAUUGUAUGUUGGAGACACUUGGGUUGGAGAAAUGCAAUUUAACACCUGAUUGCUGCCAGCAUCUCUCUUCUGUUCUCAGAAGCAGUAAAAGCCUGGUUAAUCUGAACCUUUUAGGAAAUGACCUGGGCUGA